Elephantulus edwardii (Cape elephant shrew) is the source of this 750-nucleotide messenger RNA. RefSeq lists its product as uncharacterized. Bases 1 to 750 code for a protein of 249 amino acids. The transcript is spliced from 6 exons. The record is from RefSeq and is a predicted model, not a curated record. Gene Ontology annotation, biological process: phospholipid biosynthetic process. Lineage: Eukaryota; Metazoa; Chordata; Mammalia; Macroscelidea; Macroscelididae. Gene Ontology annotation, molecular function: phosphotransferase activity, for other substituted phosphate groups. Gene Ontology annotation, cellular component: membrane.
AUGGCUCUCUCUGAACUCCUUGAAGGUCUGAAUCAUUCCACCAACUUCUUUCUUGCCCAUGUCCAGAGAUGCUACCAGCUGGAUGAAUCUUCCUGCAAAGAUAUCGCCAAUGCCUUGUCCCUUGUCAAUAUGGUCCUGGGGAUCUUCUCCAUCUUCUGCAGCUUCUACAGGAAAUCCCACUGGGCCUCCUGGCUGCUCCUCAUCAGCUUCCUGUUAGACCUGGCCAUCGGGACAAUGACCAGGCACCUUAAUCCCUGCUCCAAACUAGGAGCCGAACUGAACGACUUUGCUGUCUUCACCACGUUUGGCCUGGCCUCCGCCCUGCUCCUCGGUAUGGAAGGGCCACUCAGUGGGCUCCUGGCCAUCAUGUAUGUGUUAACCACUUCUUUCCGCCUGUGCUUUUUUACAACUGGAGUUCCCUUCAUAUAUAAAGGUCUACCCAGUGCCUACGCGUCUUGUGUUUUGGCAUCCACUUCCCUUCUGACCAAAGGCAACACAUUCAUUCUUUGCUGUGUGGCCUUGCUCAUGGUUCUGUUCAUGAUAGACCAAACCUACUAUCCCCAUGAAGAAAUCUUGGAGUCUGAAAACUGGAAAAAAAUGGUUUACUUAGGGGGUAUCAUCAUGCUGGUUUUGUCUCCAUUCUCUCUGACUCCUUUAUAUUGCCUGAUGUGGUCCAUCUCCUACAUCUUCUUUCCAGAAUCUCUGUGGGGAAAGAAAGCCUGUGUUAGGCCGCAGCACUGCGAAAACUAA